Metarhizium album ARSEF 1941 is the source of this 1878-nucleotide messenger RNA. Its product is annotated as OefC. NCBI's taxonomy places the organism in Eukaryota, Fungi, Ascomycota, Sordariomycetes, Hypocreales, Clavicipitaceae. Gene Ontology annotation, biological process: positive regulation of transcription by RNA polymerase II. Gene Ontology annotation, cellular component: nucleus. The coding region runs from base 1 to 1878 and encodes 625 amino acids. The record is from RefSeq and is a predicted model, not a curated record. The transcript has 5 exons. Gene Ontology annotation, molecular function: DNA-binding transcription factor activity, RNA polymerase II-specific; transcription cis-regulatory region binding; zinc ion binding.
AUGACCGCGGAAAAGAAGCUCCUGUACACAAGGGUGUCUGCCCCCAAAGUCCCCAGAAAGCGAUCACGAGCCGGUUGCAAUUAUUGGCAAGUAUUCUCCUUCUCUCGACGACCUGGUAAACCAGUCUGGUCGCUAACUCGACGCAGUAGAGACAAGAAGAAGAAGUGCGAUGAAAUUCGGCCGACUUGCAGUAGAUGCCAGGAGCAUGGCGAGAAGUGUCGGUAUGAACCAGCCAAGCCGCGUCAACGCCGCAGGGUUGAGGCCGCCAGCAAGAAUCCAUUCAACGACGAUCCGGCCGAGUACUGCAAGCCCUGCGUGCCCGUCCAGACGUGGGAUUCUCAGCUCGCCUUGACGAGGACAUCAACCUCCCAGGGGCACCACCCCAGUCCUUGCGACGUCUCUGGAUGCAUAUCAACGGAUCGUGGACGCGACUCUCCGGCUCCUUGUGGCCAACCGUCAUUACCUUUGUCAGAUAAUGCCACGCAGCUCUUAUCAAAGGGCCACAAUGUUCCCUCAAACCCCAGUCACAUCUCAUUAGUGGCCCUCAGCACGCCUGCCGCCACCCCGUCACCGCUGUGCGAGUUUUAUGCCCCUGUGUUCGAGGAAUUCUCCAACGACUACCAUCACCGACUCCUUGUUGAUCACUUUUGUAACACCCUUUCCCAUCUGAUAGUCCUGAGAGAAGAUGAGGGGAAUCCAUUCCAGCAACUUGUUCUUCCACUUGCACACAACAGCCCGCCUGUAAAGAGUGCCAUCCUUGCCCUUGCCAGCGCUCACUUGGAAGGAAACGGCGUUGAGAAGAUGGAAAACGAUGAGAAAAGUAUCCAGUUUCACAACCAAGCCAUUCGUGGCCUGGCAGAGCUCAUAGGAGAGGGCCGGAAUGGAAGCAGGAAUGAGUUGUUGGCAGCCAUUAUGUUACUGGUAUAUUACGAGGUGCUUGUACAGAGACGGCAUUCAAAUCUGGUCCAAGGUCAUUUAAAGGGGGCCAUGGCAAUAAUGCGGAAUGUGCCAAACAGAAUUGACCGGACUAGUUUGUUCCUAGACCGAGCCUUUCGAUUUUACGAUGUGAUUGCAGCUUUGUCAUCUGGUACAGCGCCAGUGUCAGAUCGUCCAAGCUGUGACGGUUUGAAGGGGCUUCUCGAGCAGACGGGCUCGCAAUCGCCAUCGCUGUGUGAGAGUGUAGACGCCUUGCUCGGCCUCGCGACAUCUCUUUGGCCAGUCAUUCACAGGCUUUCAAGUCUGCUUGCUCUCAAGAACCGUAUUGAAGAAUCAUUAUCUCGGGGCAACUUCUCGGGUGCCAUCGCCCUGCGUGACAAACUUGGCGCGGAAUGCGCCGCUAUUGAGUCUUGUCUCGAGCAAUGGCAGCCGAGCUUACCGGUGGACUUUCAUGUUGAGGCCAAUCCUGGACGGUCCAUGGUCAAUGCCGGGGCUAGAAUGAGGCAGUUUCAAAGCAUUUUCAAUACGGCCUUGGCCUACAGGCACUCAGCUCUGGUGUACCUGUAUCGAACCAUUCAUGAGCGUACCAGAGGUGACCCAAUUGUGCAGUACCAUACGUCCGUCAGCCUCGUACACUGCGAGACGACUGUGAGACACGACGGACCUAUGGGUGCACUGUUAUGGCCGUUAUUUGUUGCGUCCUGUGAGGCUGUUGAACCAGCGGAUAGGCACCUGGCCAGCAGGGCAUUUAGGGGAAUUGGUCAAAGGCAGGGAAUGACCAACAUCGACAGAGCUUGGGAGGUGGUGCAAGAAGUCUGGAACCGGGCAGAUGAGAUGGAUGACCACAGCCCGGAGGCGAUCGUCACUGCAGCAGCACCGGACAAGAAGGAUCUAUGGAGAAGAGUGAGCGAAGACAUGGGCAUGACCAUCGUCUUUGGAUAG